GCUCUUAGAGACCUCGGAGGCAGCCAGCCCAGCGAUGCGGCACUGGCAAGAACGCGAAGAGGUACUGAGAGUGAAGACAGCGGGAGGCGCGGUGUCGCAGCACUUCUCCUUUCUGCCGCCUUGUGAAGAAGGUGACUGCUUCUCCUUGGCCUUCUGCCAUGAUUGUGAUGACAACAGGAAGAAGGCCAACAACCCCAAACACUGCAGCUGCGUCAUAGAUCAGAUCCUCACUGGUGGGCUGCAGUUGGAUGUCACCUGCCAAGUCUACCACAGUGUCUCCACUACCAUAGAUCCCUUCUGGGACAUCAGCUUGGAUCUGCCCAGCUGUUCCACCCCAUUCUGGCCCCUGAGCCCAGGGAGCAAGGGCAGCAUGGUGAACAGGGAAAGCCACGUGUCUGGGAACCACCACAAUCAUGGACUGCCUCGAAGAUUCACCAGACCAGAGUACUUGGGCAGCAGUGCCAAGAUCAAGCACAGUGAUUGCCAUAACUACCAGGAGUCCACGGAUCAGCUCAACAUGAAGAAACUGCCCAUCGUAGCCUGUUCCUAUCUCAGAAUAAUUGGUUUUCCAGAAAGCCAACCCUAGUGGCAGACUCAAUUUUUAGCCCACAGUACAACUUGCAGCCUCUUGGUUUGGUUUGAUGUGCAGAGUUUUUUUUUUUUUUAAUUUGUUGUUGUUUUUUUUUGAGACACAGCGUCAUUCUGUCACCCAUGCUAGAGUACAGUGGCGCA
This is a messenger RNA of Chlorocebus sabaeus (green monkey), 732 nucleotides long. Lineage: Eukaryota; Metazoa; Chordata; Mammalia; Primates; Cercopithecidae. The record is from RefSeq and is a predicted model, not a curated record.